UUUACAUGCGAUGCGAGUCGGUCGAAGUCCCAAAAACAAACAAAAAAUUAUCACCUUAUCAGCUCCAGGCCGCGUAAACAUGCUGUAGCCGCAGGGCCACAAAAGUGCAACGGAGAAAAUGCUUUCCUCUUUUUCGGACAACAACAGCGUCGGUUCGUACAGUGGCGGUGUAACGGUCGGUUCCCUCACCACUUCCGGCAUGAUGGAUCCUAGCGGAAGUGGCGGAGGGUUUCUCUCGCGCCGCAGUGCAUGGCUGCGUGAGUACCGAGAUCUUCAGGCCAAUGUUAUGUCGGUGGAUUGGACUGGAAACUGGAUUCUGUUGGCCGGACGCCGGAUGUUGGCAUUACAAUCGAUCAAAGAUUACGCCUUAAUGGAUUCUUCGGUUGCGGUUAUAAGGGAGGAUGUGGUCGGUUCAAAUGCCGCCUCCUUUGGACUGAGCAAAUUCCCUAGGCCUUGGAAGUAUGAAGUAUCUGCUGCUGAAUGGGCAAUAUGCCAGAACAGUCAAGAAUAUUGUGCUAUUGCUACGAGUCAAACGAUAGAGGUUUUUACCUGGCAGAGUGGUCAACCUACGUUGAAGCAUUCGUUGAGGGCCCAUACUCGAAUGAUUACGGAUAUUGAUUGGCAUUCGAAGGUUCCCCAUUUGCUGGCGAGCUGUUCGAUAGAUACUUUUACCCAUCUGUGGGAUUUGCGGGAUCCUCGGAAGCCAGUCUUGUCGUUGAAUGCUGUUUGUAUGUCUGGUGCUAGUCAGGUUGGCUUCAAUCGAGUUUCUGGUAAUUUAGUGGCCACGGCUCACGAUGGAGAUUUAAGAAUUUGGGAUCAGCGGAAAGGUUCUUGUCCGAUGCAAUACAUAACGGCACAUUUGUCCCGAAUUCAUGGUAUAAACUGGAGUCACGAUCAUGAAACUAGCCUGUCGACGGCCAGCCAAGAUGGAACCGUAAAAUAUUUUGAUAUCAACAACCCAAGAAGAGCCGAGAAAAUAAUUACAACGUCUUGCCCAGUGUGGCGAGCUCGUUAUACACCGUUUGCUGAUGGGCUGGUAACGACCAGUGUUCCUCAUCAAGGCCGUGGUGAACACAGUUUGUUGAUGUGGAACAAUUCCAAACAAGAUGCUCCGAUAUGUUCCCUGGCGGGUCACACAGACGUAGUUUUAGAUUUUGCCUGGCGUCGUAGAAGUCUCGUGGGUACUGAUCCGGAACUCAUAACCUGGUCCAGAGAUCAAACGAUUCGUAUUUGGAAAAUUGACGAAGAAGUUCGUAAAUUAUGUGAACGUUACCCUCCGGACGAUGACUUUGGAUUGAUUAUUGAAGAAGGAUCUACUCUCAGCAAGGUUGGAUCGGGUAGUAGCAUCAAAAGUCCAACUCGUGAAAAACAACCGUCCGUUUCGCUACAGCAUGAAUUUUCUUUGCUCAAUCCCAAUAUUCCACACAUCGAUAUCGAAGUGUUGGACCCAGUCAAACGGACUGCAACGGUUAGGAUUUCAGUAAACGGGUACGUCAUCAUGCUCCAGGUCAAUUUCCCGCCACAGUAUCCUAACAACGGAAUCGGUCCGGAGUUUGCCUACUGUCAGGGGACGUCGAUUGAUGAUAAUCUCUCAGUAACUCUCAUGAAAACACUUCGAAUGACCGCCAGCCAACGGAUUAAAAAGAGUCGAACUUGUCUCGAGCAAUGUCUGCGAGCUUUGGUGACUCAAAUGAAGAAAUCGACCAACAAUGGAGAUAAACACCUACGUCUACAGUCACCUCGCCUUGAAGGAGCUCUAAGCAGCACCCUGCACGAUGCCUGUGUUCCGUUCCCGAGAACGUCCGGUGCCCGGUUCAGUCAAGUGGGCAUUUUGGUGACUUUUUCUCGUCCGCUGAAUACCAAAAGGAUAAGUCUGAAGCACCAGAAUACUACCCCAAGAGCCUUAAGCGCUAUAAGCGGAGGUUAUCUUGGUAAUGUUAUGGGAUCCCAGCCAAUUUUGUACGCUCAUCGGGAUCCCAGCGUUUCUUCUUUCUAUCUACAUGAUCGAAAAUCGACCCGUCACCGCGGUAGCACCCCGAAGGUUUGCGUUGCCCCGGUGAACGUGUACGACAUCUCAAAAAUCCUGUACGUGAGCAAGGAGCUGGCGGAAAACUACAUCAUCAAUACCACAAAUCUGGCCGGAAUGUGUCGGCACAACAGAGAAGUGGCUGAGAAAACGGGGCGCCCGGAUCUGGUCCAGUGUUGGUCCCUGGCGGAGAUGAUUGCCCAACCCGGUACCGACUUCGAAACCGAUGACGAUAUGAUGUGUUCCCAAAAUCCAUUCGCCAAAAGUUUGCUGGAGUCUUUAAUCAGUCACUUUGCCAAAAUUUUCGACAUCCAAACGGCUGCUAUGCUGUGUUGUGCUUUCGGGCGACACUGUCCAUCGCUGUAUGAGCUGUCUCGAAGUUCCAGUUCCAGUAGUAAAUCGGUUAAUCAGAGUCACUUACUAAGCGGUCUUCGCAAAAUCAAGCCUAGCGGUUCUCCGUAUCACACCAUUCUUCCUGUUGAUACCAAUUCGAACUCGACGACCAUUUGGAAUCUGGCCCAGCAGCUGAAACAUCUGCGAAGUAAUUCGUGGUCCGAUUCGUUGGAUGAUUGCCGGAUCGCCGGUUUGGGCGAUAUCAAUCGAAGUUUGCUGGGAGACAGCAACCGGUACCAGUACGACAACUUCAAAAGGGCCUAUGCCGAAAUGUUGUACCGGUGGGGUUUGCUGGUUACCCGGACCAAAGUGCUGAAAUACCUAUCGCACUACAUCGAUACGCCACGGUGUGUGGAAUUCGUUACCGAAUGUUUGCUGUGCUGUCGGCUGGGUGCGCCGGCCUGUUCAUCCUGCCGGAAACCUGUCCUCUACUGUACACUGUGUCGGCUUCCGGUACGCGGAGCGGCCAAUGCGUGUCUUCACUGUGGCCACGGAGGGCACACGGAGCACAUGCGCAUAUGGUUCGAGAAGCACGACGAGUGCGCAACCGGAUGUGGGUGCCACUGUUUGCAGCAAAGUUCGGCUUUGUGUUUGAACUAGGUUUUUCUUUCGUUGUUGAGUUUAAGUAUUGUUUAAAAAU
Uranotaenia lowii is the source of this 3059-nucleotide messenger RNA. Its product is annotated as GATOR complex protein Wdr59-like. The record is from RefSeq and is a predicted model, not a curated record. Gene Ontology annotation, molecular function: protein binding. The transcript has 6 exons. Lineage: Eukaryota; Metazoa; Arthropoda; Insecta; Diptera; Culicidae. Bases 119 to 3019 code for a protein of 966 amino acids.